Mixia osmundae IAM 14324 is the source of this 813-nucleotide messenger RNA. RefSeq lists its product as uncharacterized. The record is from RefSeq and is a predicted model, not a curated record. Lineage: Eukaryota; Fungi; Basidiomycota; Mixiomycetes; Mixiales; Mixiaceae. The transcript is spliced from 2 exons. Gene Ontology annotation, molecular function: hydrolase activity. Bases 1 to 813 code for a protein of 270 amino acids.
AUGUCGUGCGCAGAUUGUUUCAAGGGAUACAUGCUCGAUGGCGAGCCUCGCGGGAGUAUGGUCGAUAUCGGCGGAGUGCAAGCUUACUCGACCCUCCCGGCGAAAGGCGACGCAAAGGCAGGCACCGCCAUCGUCAUUGCUACCGACAUCUUCGGCCUAGCCGUCAAGAAUCCCAAACUUCUCGCUGAUCGCUUCUCUGAUGUUCUCGGUGUUGCUGCCUACGUGCCAGACCUGUUCGAAGGAGAUUUCCCGGGCGUCAACGUCAAGCUGAUCGAGAAACCUAUCAGCAAGGAGAGCAUGCUCACCAAGAUUGUCGCAAACGGAAAGAUGAUCACAUCGUUCAUGACCGAGAUUGGACCUCGAUGGGUCAUGCGACACUCGCAGGGCAAGCUGACGCCAAUACACACUCGAUUUCUGAAAGCUCUCCGGGCCGACAAGGGCAUCAGCAAGAUUGGCGAGGUUGGCUACUGCUACGGUGGUGUACAGAGUAUCACCAUGGCCGGCAUGGACCCUCCCCUCAUCGAUGUCGCCGUGGCCGCUCAUCCGGGCAACACGAGCAAAGACAUGUUUGAAAAGAUCAGAGUGCCUAUCCUCUUUGUGGCCGCAGAAGAAGAUAUGACGUUUGGCGAGCCUGUUCAGAAGAUGGCAAAGGAAGUCCUAGCUGCCAACAAGGUGCCUGCGCAGUUUGAACGCUAUAUGGGCUGCUGUCAUGGCUUCGCAGCUCGACCAAAUCUGGCCGACAAAGAGAUCAAGGUCGCUUUUGAAGCUGCCAAUGAAGCCAUUGCCGCCUUUUUCCAGAAGCAUCUGACAUAG